UUCUAGCGCAAAGGAAGUGUAGUCUGUAGCUGUCAAAAAUUUUUGCUUGUCAUUAACCUAACUUUUUGUGUUCAAAAUACUUACUUUUAGUGAUAAAAAUACGUUGUAAUAAUGGCAGAAUUAUUUAAAUUUAAACAAAAACCGAACUUGGAGGGUUUCACUUUAAUUGUACCCAGUGUUUCUGUCGGAAAUGUGCCUCAACUUACAAUCGACUUGUUAAUAACAACUCUGAAUUUCAAGAAAGCAGCCACUAUUUGGCACCCCGCUAUCGUUUCCUCCGUUGGACCAGACCCAUAUCAAGCAGACGGACCAGAAAUAUGUACAGCAUGUGAAUUAUAUGUUAAUGAAGACUUAAAACUAGCUCUCAUUCAAUUACGAUCCGCUGUAAACAUCAAACUUGCCACCAAGUUUUUCUCAUGCUUAAAAAAUUCGUUUACGGAAUUUAAAAUUAAAAGCAUUGUAAUUCUCGCAAGUUCUUUUGAUUAUGAGUUGCAUGUGGUUAGUAGCAACAAAUUUUAUUACAUCAGUAAUCAAGAAAUUAGUGAUGUUAUGAAAAGUUUGAAUGUGAAACCCAAGGAAGUGGAAUUUAAUGGUAAAUACUUGGUUCAUGGUGCUGGUUUUGCAGUAAAGUUGUUCGAGAUGUUGGAGAGUAAUUUUGAUUGUACAGUUUUGAUUGAAUAUGUAUCAGAAGGUGACAACAGACCUGACGCAAUUGCUUACAUAAAUGUGUUGAACAAGUUUGUUAAUGGCCUUAAAAUGUGUAAUGUAUCAGACAUAAAAUUUCCAAGUUCAUGGAAUUGUGUAUUUGGAGGUCCUCCACCUCUCGGGAUUUACUAAUAAAGAUUUGAAUAUUUUCAUUAUAAGUGCUUUUGUAACUUUAACUUAAAUAUAAAUUGUGAACAGUU
Tribolium madens (black flour beetle) is the source of this 905-nucleotide messenger RNA. RefSeq names its product proteasome assembly chaperone 2. The transcript has a single exon. Gene Ontology annotation, cellular component: cytosol; nucleus. Gene Ontology annotation, biological process: proteasome assembly. The coding region runs from base 112 to 837 and encodes 241 amino acids. Lineage: Eukaryota; Metazoa; Arthropoda; Insecta; Coleoptera; Tenebrionidae. The record is from RefSeq and is a predicted model, not a curated record.